GAAGGGGCGCGGGAACCCCCUCACUCCUCCUCCCGCAGCUCCCUUACUUCAGGAAAGCCCGAGCCCCGCUGGCUGGCUGGGUGAGCCUGCCUUGCAGGGAAAGAGGCGCCCGCCCACAGGCCCGAUCGGAUUUUGCUCUCUGCUGCCUCCUGGAUGUGCAGCUGCUUUCCCCUUGAUCUGCCGCAGCUUCUCCGAGCCCCCUGACACGGGAGAGGGAACAGGGCAGUGGUCAGCACGUUUACCCAGCUCUGUACCCCACCUUCUCUAGCUGCUGGCUGAACUCGUCGGGCGAGUGACUCCCCGGGAGAGAAGGCGGGGUGAUGGGAAGGAAUUUCCUCUCUCCCUUCCCCCACGAGGGUUUGGAAAAACCGAUCUGCCUCUCAGGGUGCUGGCAGCAGAUGCUGGUGACAUUCGAUGACAUCACAGUGUAUUUGCUUCAGGAGGAAUGGAUGCUACUGGGAGAACAGCAGAAGGAGAUCUGUGGUUCUGACAAGCUGGUGGCGCCGCUGGGAACCUCCAUUGCUAACCCGGAGUUGUUUUGUAAGCUUGAAAGAGGGGUAGAACCAUGGCUGGGAGAUGCCCCGGGCCGGAGGGAACUCCUGAAUCAUCACCUGGGGAAUAAGAAGAGGAGAUCCAUGGGAGAAAUAGACAUACAGGGAGCCACUGGAGAAGUUGAAUUGUAUCUGCCACCACGGAAGAAAGCCUGUGUUUCCCACUUCAGUCAGUCAGGAUGUGACAGCAUAGAAGACGAUUCCAUAGGAAAAGCCAAAAAGAUAUUAAGACCACGUUCCAUCCAGAAGACUUGGUUUCAACAGUUUCCAUGGUUGAUCACGAAUGAGGAGCAAACAGCCUUGUUUUGCUCUGCAUGCCGGGAAUACCCAUCUGUUCGGGACAAAAGGUCUAGGUUAAUAGAGGGUUACACGGGACCUUUCAAGGUAGAGACCCUCAAGUAUCAUGCAAAGAGUAAAGCCCACAAAUUUUGUGUUAAUGCUUUGGCUGCAAGGGACCCCAUCUGGGCAGCUCGUUUUGAGAGCAUCAGAGAAACCCCUGAGGAUGUGCUGACCAGUGCAGAGCAUCUCUUCAAUGCCGAUUAUCCUGUGCUCUACCCACCAGGAUCCCUGGGUGAUUAUGACAGUUUGGUUGAGCUUUUGCCAAACUCCAGACCUGAGCUUGGAGAAGCCACUGAAAAUGGAACAGCACCAGCUCUCUACUUGGAUUGUAUUUCGGAUGCGAGGCAGAAGGAUGCUGUCAGUGACAUCUGUACCUCGUCAAGCAUUAAUGUUUUGUUUGACGAUUCCACAGAGUUCUUUUGUCAGGAGAUGCCGGUGGUGUUUGAGGAGCUGCCAGUGGUGUUUGAGGAUGUGGCGGUGUAUUUCACCCGUGAGGAGUGGGCAAUGCUGGACAAGCGGCAGAAGGAGCUGUACAGAGAUGUGAUGCGCAUGAAUUAUGAGCUGCUGGCUUCAUUAGGACCUGCCGCUGCCAAGCCAGACCUGAUCUCAAAGCUAGAGCGUAGGGCAGCUCCCUGGAUCAAGGAUCCCAAUGGACCAAAGUGGGGGAAAGGUCGCCCCCCAGGGAAAAAAAAGACUGUCGUUACCACCAAAGAGCUUGACACACCAGCCUCUGCUGAAGAGGCUGGGCUUCCUUUGCUUCCUUUAGUGGAAGUUUGUGGCUCCUCCCCCAAUCCUGGAAAUGGUGAAACUGAAGGAGAUGUGACUGGGAAAGUCAAGAAGACUUACCGACCCCGCUCCAUCCAGAAAUCUUGGUUUGGGCAGUUUUCUUGGUUGAUCAGUGACCCAGAAGAGACCACGCUGUUUUGCUCAGCUUGCAAAGAGCACCCUUCCCUCCAUGACAAAUCUUCCAGACUGGUUAAGGGGUACACAGGGCCUUUCAAAGUGGAGACCUUAAAGUACCAUGAGGUCAGCAAGGCCCAUAAACUUUGUGUAAACACAACAGAGGUCAAGGCAGAUGCUCCCCGGGCUGCCCUCGUCCCAGCGGUGCCAGAGAUUUCUAGUGACUUAAUGGCAAACAUGGAACACUUUUUCAAUGCUGCUUACUCCAUCGCUUACCACUCCAGGCCACUGAAUGACUUUGAAAAGGUUCUGCAGCUUCUGCAGAGCACAGGAACCAUGAUCCUGGGCAAGUAUCGAAACCGUACUGCCUGUACCCAGUUCAUUAAGUACAUCUCUGAGACACUGAAGAAGGAGAUCCUGGAUGAUAUCCGUCAUUCCCCUUGUGUGAGUGUGUUGUUGGACAGCUCCACAGAUUCCUCAGACCAGUCCUGUGUGGGCAUUUACAUAAGAUACUUCAAAGAGCUGGAAGUGAAGGAGUCCUACAUCACACUAGCCCCACUCUACAGUGAGACAGUGGAUGGCUACUUUGAAACAAUCAUUUCUGCCCUGGAUGAACUGGAUAUACCAUUUCGGAAGCCUGGGUGGGUCGUAGGCUUGGGGACUGAUGGUUCAGCCAUGCUGAGCUGUAAGGGAGGUCUGGUAGAGAAGUUCCAAGAAAUCAUCCCUCAGCUGUUGCCUGUCCAUUGUGUGGCCCACCGUCUCCACCUGGCAGUAGUGGAUGCCUGUGGAAGCAUUGACUUGGUCAAGAAGUGUGAUCGGCACAUUCGGACGGUGUUUAAGUUUUACCAGUCUUCAAACAAAAGGCUGAAUGAGUUACAGGUGGGUGCGGCUGCCCUAGAACAAGAAAUCGUGCGUCUAAAGGACUUGAAUGCCAUCAGGUGGGUAGCGAGCAAAAGACGGACACUGAAUGCACUGAUUGUGAGCUGGCCUGCCCUGGCCAGCCACUUGCAGAGCGUGGCAGAAGCUGGGGGCCAGAUUGGGCACAGGGCCAAGGGUAUGCUGAAGCUGAUGAAGAGCUUUCAUUUCAUUAAGUUCUGCCACUUCCUCCUGGACUUCCUAAGCAUCUACCGGCCUGUGUCUGAGGUGUGCCAGAAAGAGAUCGUAUUGAUCACAGAGGUAAACUCUACACUAGACAGGGCUUACGUUGCUUUGGAAACCCUCCUCCACCAGGCGGGGCCCAAAGAGGAAGAGUUCAACACCAGUUUCAAGGAAGGUCAGCUCCAUGGCAUUCCCUUAGACAGGAUGGAAAUGGCGGAACAGCGGUUCCAGGCAGACAGAGAGAAGAUGAUUGUAACUGGGAUUGGAUACCUCCAACGAAGGUUUGGUGCUGAUCGGUCACCCCAGCUCAAGAACAUGGAGGUAUUUGACACUAUGGCCUGGCCAGAUGGCAUUGAACUGGCUAACUUUGGGAACAGUGAAAUCCUUAAUCUAGCCAGACAUUUUGAGCUCUCCCUCCCACCAGGCUACAGGGAAGAAGACCUGCUAGAUGAAUGGCUAGGCCUGAAGACCAUUGCCAAGAACCUUCCCUUCUCCAUGCUGUGCAAGAAUGCCCUUUCCCAGCACUCCCGGUUCCCGCUGCUGAGCCAGCUUGUGGCAGUGGUAGUUUGUGUCCCCAUCUCUACUUCUUGCUGUGAGCGGGGCUUCAGCGCCAUGAACCGGAUCAAGACAGAUGAGAGGACCAAGCUCUCCAAUGAGGUCAUCAACAUGCUUAUGAUGACAGCCGUGAAUGGCGUGGCGGUCACUGAGUAUGACCCGCAGCCCGCCAUACAGCAUUGGUACCUGACCUCUUCAGGCCGACGCUUCAGCCAUGUCUACACUUGUGCCCAAGUGCCACCUCGCUCUGAUGCAGGUGCUGAGCUCAGGAAUGAGAACAUGGGAACUCUCUUUAUGGCCCAGGAGCCAGCUGUGCGGGCCUAUAGGAAGCCUAUCAGGAUGCCACAAGAUUAUGUCACGGACUCAGUGAAUGGACUGAGGUGCCUCACAGCAGCCAAGAGACUCCAGAGCUGUCCCAACGAGGACAAGAUCUUUUGGGAGCAGAAAAGCCAGGGGCUGCCCCAGAGAGCCACUUAAAUGGCUUUGGGGUAAAAGACAGGGAUCACUGGGACAGGUUUUCUAGAGAGAUCAUCCAAAAAUUCCUUGUGGGCACUGGUCAGCUGCAGGCUGACUAGAGCCCUGCUCCUGGGAACUCACCAGGCUUAGCAGCGCCACCUUGGCAGGGCAAGUCCUUGAAGGGUUAACGUGCAGGGAAAUGUUUUAUUUUAAAAGCCCCAGGCACCCGCCUUGUCAAGAAGGACUUGUCCUCAUAACUGGAAGAGCUUCAAGCAUAGGAAAAUCUGUCUGAGUAGAGACUGUUUGGGACCUGGGCACUUUUUUCCCAGGGACCAGUGGGAAAUAUGUCAAGGAAGCUGCUGCUCACUUGCAUCAUGGGUACUACUGCACUGGUAAAGAAGGCGGGGGAGAACUUGGCUGGAAUAGGGGCCACAGUGUGAGAGGGUAAUGCCUGGUUUAUAGGGCUUCCAGUGUAACUAUUCUAGGGCGGGGAAUUAGGGGCCUCCUCAGUUCUGGGGUGGGUUUAGACAUCUAAUUGUGAGCCUGAACCUGACCAAGGGAGAAUUGUCCCCAGCUAGGGAAAGGACCAGUCACCUGCAGGGGGUGGGGCUGGAAUGAGCUAAUGGACUUGUGUAGAAGCUGCAAGUUUGAAGGUAGUGGGGUCGGAUCUUCAUUCCGCUGGGUCACCUGGCUCCCUCGAGGUUAUUCCCUUUCUCUUGUGUGCACCUCUGAGCUCUAUCAUCUGUGCCAUAGCAGGCAUAAUGCUGGCUGUCUCCAGGGGCCUGUGGAACCGUAGUCCUGUUUCUCGACCUUGACUGGUAUUUCCUUCAGUUGGUAAUGCUUCAAAAAGUAUUAACUUUAUGCCUCUCUAGUCCAAUUAAAUUUUCCACGAGCAUAUCCCUGCACUGACGUGGAAGGGCUCAUGUCUUCUGAGCAAAGUGAGCAUUUGUAUUAUCCCUAGGAGCAGUUUCUGCUUGGAGGUUUAGGGUUAGCCUUAGGUGUGGCUCCUGCUGUAUCUCACUUAACCCUUCCUUGCCUAUGAAUAGGGCCUCCCCACUUUCCCAAACUUUCCCACCUGGGAAAUAGGACUAAUGUGAAAGUGAGAGACAUAUCUGGGCCCUGGACUCAGCUUGUUUCAAAUCAGGAUCAGAAGUAAUGCCACACCCAUUGCCAUCACUGAUUAUAAAUACAGGCCAACAGCAGAAGCCACCUCUAAAUAUAAGAGCCUUCUGUCCACUGCAAUUCUCGCUAUUGAUUGUAAGGUUAUUUUUACCCAGAUUGAUGGCCCCUUUCCUAAUAGAUUUAUUCCUUAUUCCCAAGGCACACGAAGUCUCUCUGAGAACAUCUACUCCUUGGCACCUCGUGCCACUCACUAUGCAGACAUAACUUUCAUGACCUGACUGAGCUCUCGGCCUUAGGUACCAUCCCCUUUCUCUGUCCCACAUUUCUCUCUUGUAACCCAAUCAAAAUGCCUCAUUCAACCAGAGGGGUUCAGGGGAUCGAGCUCUACCUUGUCCUCUAAGCCUCAAGCUGCUUUUUUCGGCAUAACUGGAUUGGGAGCCGCAGUCCUCACCUUUACCCAUGUUGAUUUAGUGAGUCUGUUUGAGGAGCUUGGGAAUUAAUCUCAGGUGUAUAAAUGGGCUUCUGAGGAUUGGGCAUGGAUUGCUGAAAGACAAAAGUGGCUGCCCCAGGUCUUUAUGGUGAGUGGUGAUAAUCGACAUGUGCCCAAUCCCCAGUGAUCAUGAGCUAGUUCCAGAGUGACGUUCCAGAAAAUUCCUUCCAUCCUGGGGUUUGACUCCCAUUCCUAUCCUCCUGAUGUCUUCUGCUCUUUUUUCUUCACAAACACCUUGCCAACCUUGGUCUUCUGAGUGCCCAAACCAGGGCAUGAGGUCAGUUUGAUCUUUAAUACUGGACAAGGGGUUUCCUCUGUCAGAUGAAUUUGUGAUCAGAGGUGGAAACCAUGCUAGAGAAACCUAUGAGGGUCUUGUCAGGACCGAUACCAUUGCUGAAUUUCUAGUUGGAUGCACUUUGAAAGAGGCUGUCCAUUGCUGGCCUUUUGAGCUGGUCGGCCCUCAGACUGUGGUGACCGAAAAUGCUAUUUAUUUAUGAAAAGCAGUGAUUGUAGUGUACAAAUUACAUAAGCUUCCUUUAUGUAGGAUGGGAAUUACAGAAGAAAGGGGUACCUUUUCUGCUAGACAUCUUAGAAUUCUGUAAUUAACUAAAAGCAGAGGAACCUUUGAUGAAGUUUUUGCUUGAAUAUUCAGAAUGGAAAGUUCUCUGGCAGAAAUGGCCCCGGAGAAAGCCUUGAGGCUCAAAUUUAUUCUCAAUAUGACUUUCAUCCUCUGCAUUGGAAACUGGGCCCUGGAAAUUCAAUUUAAUAGAUAUGGUUCCUAUUGUGUCACAAGUGGCUUGUACAGAUGGUUAAGGAAGCAGCCAACAUUUGCCCUGGAUAAGGCUCCAGGCUGUAAUCCCCUCCUUAAAGGGACCUCUACCAUCAGUAUAUUUCCAUAUGCAUAUUACUGCAUAUCUCCUUCUCCAUGACUGAUGUCUACUACAUUCUGAGUAACCAGCAUUCUAACCAGUAGCUCUAAUCAAUAGCCAUAAGAAUUGGGGCUGGGAAAGAGGAGUUUUACCACUUCUUUUCUCCUACCUAUCCAUGUGCCAGCCAUGUUCACUCCUGUCAGUCCUAGUGUGUCCUGGCAGAGAGUUCCUUGUUUUGUGAGUAUUUAUCAUCCGGAUGACAGUAAAGACAGCCAAAACAACCCAACGCAUGCCAGUGUCCAUUCAGCCCAGAAUCCACAAAGUGGGGGCAUUGGGGGAAGGGGACCCAGUGAUGUCUUUUCCAACUAUCCUUGUUUCAGAUCUGUGCAGAAUGUUGUUGUUUUUUUAAAAAAUAGAUUUGAUUCUUAACCUUUUGCUAUCUGAAUAAAGCAGAAUUUUGUUUCAGUGUCUACUUCAGUCCUAAACAUCCCAUGGGCAAAGACUCUUGGGAAUGUGGAAGCUGUUUGGAGUUUAAAAUUAUUUUUCUGUCUUUUCAAGAGGCAGAAGGACCAAGAGAGAGAUGGUAAAAGAAGAUACUCAUGUCUCUCUGGUCUAGUGUUAUCUUCAGACCUUUCUCUGGCUCUUUAAAGAGUUGAGUUGUUUUGCAGUGGAAAGA
Dromiciops gliroides (monito del monte) is the source of this 7056-nucleotide messenger RNA. RefSeq names its product zinc finger protein 862 (gene ZNF862). Gene Ontology annotation, molecular function: protein dimerization activity. Gene Ontology annotation, biological process: regulation of DNA-templated transcription. Bases 321 to 3920 code for a protein of 1199 amino acids. The record is from RefSeq and is a predicted model, not a curated record. The transcript has 8 exons. NCBI's taxonomy places the organism in Eukaryota, Metazoa, Chordata, Mammalia, Microbiotheria, Microbiotheriidae.